Molecule: messenger RNA, 384 nt
Organism: Hyaloperonospora brassicae
Lineage: Eukaryota; Oomycota; Peronosporomycetes; Peronosporales; Peronosporaceae
Source: the annotation of a GenBank genome assembly
AUGUUCCCAUUCGUCGAGAAGGUCGUCGAGAUGGAGCGCAUGCGCGCGCAGCAGCGCCAACGGUUUCGCUCGCAGCACUACUUCUCACCUGAUGGUUUCGAGGCCGAAGGUCUGGUGGACACAGACGAUGGACGCAGGCGCAAAACCCCUGCUAUGCGGUCCCAGAAGCUUCAGCCUACGCAUGCACUCAAGCUCGACGUGGACGACUGCUGGUCUUUGUCGGCUUUGGGUUUGUUCCCCGGGUACAACGCCUUUGACUUUAGAUCUUCGCCGGAAGCCUUCGGCGACGACGCGUGCAGUGCAGUGUACAACGACUCGCAGCGCAUGACUGACGUGGCUAACCAAGUGGCAUCUAUGGGAUUCCACUGCACCAGUCUGUGGUAG